Molecule: messenger RNA, 1254 nt
Organism: Chenopodium quinoa (quinoa)
Lineage: Eukaryota; Viridiplantae; Streptophyta; Magnoliopsida; Caryophyllales; Amaranthaceae
Product: MAP7 domain-containing protein 1-like
Exons: 5
Coding region: 1-1254 (417 amino acids)
Source: RefSeq, a predicted model, not a curated record
AUGGCCAGAAUUAGGGGAACAGCUAUGGACCCCAAUUACAGAGGCGGAGACUUAAAUGAGUUAUCGCCUGAAAAUCAAGGCCCAUACGGGGCGGUUAGAGAACCAUCCGGCGGAACCCCCGCCACCCCAAGCGAUAGCAUUCUAGGCUCCUACAACGAGGAAACCUCUCCAGCUCAGGAGGCUGAGCAGCCAGAAGCCGCCAUUAAGGGUCCCAACUCUCCAUCCGGCUCUGAUGACGGUCGGGUUAAAAGCAAAGAAGCUAAGAAGAUGCUGCCCACCGCCAAGACACCCGCAAAAAAGGCUUCAGAUAUCCGCAAGGAGAAUCUGGAGAAGAAACUUGCCGCUCAGGCGGCUAAAAAGGAUGGGGGUGUUAUUCCCCGUUCUUUGCAAAAACAGAUCCGACAAAGGCCGUCUGUUGAAGAGCCUGCACUCAAGGUGCAGAAAACCGCUUCUACCACCCGGGCUACAACCGGCGGUAAAUCAAUAAAGACCCCAGGCGGGUCUAACACUGAAAUGGCCUCGAAAGAGGUCACUCCAAUAAGGACCGCAACCGGUCCAUCUUCUGCUGGACGCCAAAAGGCUUCCCAAAAAGGUACAAACCCCUUCAACCUCACGUUGCUCGACCUACCCAUGCGGGCUCUGCUCCGCGUGGAGGGGCUCAAGAAGGCCUACAUUCGCAAGCAGGAAGAGGCGGAUCAGGUCAAGUCCCUCCAACAGGCCCUCAAAGAGUCCAAGCUCAAAAUAGACAACCUCCAGGCGGCCCUGGAUAAUGCUGAAGAUGAGCUGAAAAAGCACGAGGAGCCCCUCAAGCGGCUCGACCAGGCGGAGAAGAGCAGCAAACGGCGGCAACUAGAGAAUGACCGCCUGGUCAAGGAGGCUGCUGGUGCUCAGCGAAACUUCCAGGCCACCCUAGAAGCUGAUCAGAGCCGGCUCAUUGAGGAGAAUGAGCAGGACUGCAAAAACAGAAUGAAGAGGGCAUUCUCCAUUAUCCAUCCGGGUACAGACUACAACGUCUGGGAGCUUGCCCACAAGUACGCAGACCUUUCCAUUCUGGCUGAGGAGGAGGGCAAGCCGGGGCCUAAACCCUAUGAGCAAUGGGUUGAGGCGGAGUUCAAGCGGAUGCAGGAGGAGGCGGCUGGCCACGAAGAGGCAGUUGAGGAUGAGGUUGCUCCCGGCUCCGUUCCCAACACCGACCCAACUCAUCCGGAAGGGAGUCAGGCUCAGGGUGACCGGGUAAUAGUGCAGUUAGAGUAG